AUGGGGUCUCCCAACUACAACCAGCAAACUGGGCUCCAAAUCGAUGACUGCUCCCUAGGGUUCUGCAGCGUCUACUGCCCACAGUGGUGCUUCAUUGUUCAGAAGCCGCCGCCGCCCUUCGGCCCGCCUGAGGACGCCGCCGGCAGCCCCGGCUUCUCCCCGCUCUUCAUCAUCGUCAUCGGAAUCCUAGCCAGUGCCUUCAUGCUCAUCCUCUACUACGCCGUCAUCACCAGGUACUGCAGCAGGUUCGACCCCCUCGGGAGGCGACGGAGCGGCGGCGAUUCCGCCGCCGCCCCCCCCCUCGACUGGUAUUACUCGCCGGCCGGUGGCGGGCUGGAGGAGUCGCUGAUCAGGUCCCUCGGAGAGAUCAAGUUCGUCAACGGGGAGGGGAUCGUGGGGACCUGCGAUUGCUCGGUCUGCCUCGGAGAGUUCCAGGAGGGAGAAGCCCUGCGGCUUCUCCCCAAGUGCACCCACGCAUUCCACCUUCCCUGCAUCGACAUGUGGCUCAGGUCCCACUCCACAUGCCCCCUCUGCCGGACCAACGUGGUAGCGCCACCGGUGCAGCCCACGUCGUCGCCGGAGCUCCAGCGAGAAGCCAUUGCAACUGACCCCGAAGAUGCAGAAGAAGAAGAAGGUGGUGGCGGAGAAGACGACCGGGGAGAUGUCGAAGGUGGAGGAGUCCACCACGAGUUGGGGGAUCCCAUCGGAGGAAGAGGAGUUCAGGCCAUUCGGCGCUCAUUGUCCGUGAUGGAUGCCUCCCGUCUGGACCUCGAGUCCAGUUUUCCGCCGCCGGCGGCGAAAGAGCCCCACCAUUCCGCUGCCGAGCACGUCGAGGGGCCGUCGGCGGUUCGAAAGGUUACCUUCGCCAGGACUGGAGCACCCAUGAAGAGGUCCUUCUCCUGCGGUAGAUUCGCCUUCACCCGGCACAGUAGCUGGAGCCACAGCAUCCUCCCCUUAUGA
This is a messenger RNA of Spirodela intermedia, 960 nucleotides long. The record is from the annotation of a GenBank genome assembly. Lineage: Eukaryota; Viridiplantae; Streptophyta; Magnoliopsida; Alismatales; Araceae.